This is a messenger RNA of Salarias fasciatus (jewelled blenny), 2017 nucleotides long. RefSeq names its product centrosomal protein 57, like 1 (gene cep57l1). The record is from RefSeq and is a predicted model, not a curated record. NCBI's taxonomy places the organism in Eukaryota, Metazoa, Chordata, Actinopteri, Blenniiformes, Blenniidae. Gene Ontology annotation, molecular function: identical protein binding; microtubule binding; gamma-tubulin binding. The transcript is spliced from 11 exons. Gene Ontology annotation, cellular component: centrosome. The coding region runs from base 148 to 1587 and encodes 479 amino acids.
AUUUAAAACUACGGACCCGACGCUUGCUAGUGACAGCUCGGUUUAAAACAGAAAAUAUUGCAUUUCACGACGCCAGUCACCAGCCUGGGAGUGUUCGCUGCACACAUAUGACUGGUACUGAAGCUGUUUCGUCCUCUUUAUCGCAGUAUGGAGACAAACUACGAUCAGGUUUUAGACUCACCCUCCAAGAACAGUUGUAUUGGGAGCUACUACCAGCCUCCAGAUAAGAUACUGUCAGUGGCACGGCAUCUGGAGUUCCCUACACACCCAGCUGUCACCUCGGACCCCCACAUGUCCAGCCCCAGUCCCAGUAUUGACAGCAAAGCUGUGGUUGCUGCUCUGAAGACCCUCCAGGAGAAAAUCAAGAAGCUGGAGGUGGAACGGAAACAAGCGGAGAAGAAUUACAGGCAGUUUUGCCUUGAUGCACAAAAGCAUCAGCAGGUCACAGAACCUGCUGAAACAACAACAACAGCAGCAGCCAGCCGAAAUGAGACUGAUAGCUCUACCAGGAAGACAGAACUUGACUCCAAAAUGCGGUCGGCAGAGGCUCGCUGCCAGGUCCUCGAGAAGCAGCUGGUCUACAUGAGGAGAAUGGUAGAAAAUGCCAAGAAGGAGAGGAAUUCUCUAAAGCAAGAUCAGGCAUCACUGCAGCAGCAGACGAGCAGCUCCUGCAGCCAGACUCAGCGGGAGAAGCUGGAGAAACUCGAGUCCGAGUGUCUCAAACUGAAAAAAACCCAAACUGUGGCAGAGAUGAAGCUUGCCAUUCUGGAACAGAAACUCCUGAAAGAAGAGCAUGAGCGGAAACUUGUUCAAGAGAAGGCAGAGGAGCUGCAGAGGGAGUUUGACGUCAGCCUCCGACUGUCCGCUCAAACCACUGAGGAAACAAAACCAAAGAGGACGAAAAAGACAAAAAAAACCUCUAAACACGAUGAGCCGGUGACUGGCAGCCCGAAGCAAGUCAGAUUUCCUUUUGUUGCGGGAACAUCCACCAGCCCGAGCCACUCGGUUCAUGCCAACGUGCAAAGCAUCCUCCACAUGAUGAAACACCACCAGCCCCAGCUGUGUGAGCGAGUGAGUUCGCUGCACAGGUCGGGAGCGAAGAAGAGCCUCCAGAAGAACUUCCCCUCGUCGGCCAGCGCCGCCCGGAGGCCGGAGAGCCCGCCUGCAGAUCAGCCGCUGGGCUCGCUCUCCGACCUGCUCCUGGCUCUGCAAGACGAACUCGGACAGAUGAGCUUUGAGCAUCAGGAGUUGGUGCGUCAGAUAGACGCAACAGAACGUCGGGAUAAGAGGCGGGACCUCGAGGGGGAGCUGGAGAGGCUGGUCACCCGGAUGGAGGAGAAAGGGGCGCAGAUCACCAAGCUCCGCAAACACCAGCAGCAGAUACACAAACUGACCCAGAGUCAGCGGGGGGCCGAAGAACAUUACGCCAAAAAGCCGGGCGGCGUCAAGCCGCCCGCUCCUUCUCCUGUCACGGCCAAGCACAGACCAAAGAACGGCACGACACUUCAGGCCAACCGGCAGCUUCUUAGAGAAACCCAGAAGCUCCAAAGCAGCCUAAAACAAGAUGACCUCUGCUGGGAAACAUGAGGUCCUGUGACAGACCCCUGCGAGGACACAUUCUGAUGUUUGUUCUCACCAUCUCUCUGUUUUUGUUUAGAAUAGGAAAGAAAUGCUUGAAAAAGUAGCGAUUUUUAUUUUAAAGCCUUCAAACAUACUUGCUUGCUUGAGGUUUUGCACACAUGGUAGCCUUCACUGAGCGGACAAGCCAGAAUAAAUUAUGUGAGUAAAUUUACAUUUUUAAUAAAGCCUAUUUUUUCUUCAUGUAGGUGUUCUUUAUGUUCAUGUUUAGCACUUCGACAUCCAGAGCUGGACUCAGCAUACCGUAUAGUUUGUCCUACUGUCUCCCGUCCUGCCAGACACGAGUGCAUUUUUUUUAUUCAACAUUUUAUUGUGUUGUCUAGAGUACAGGUUAUUAUCUUUCUGGUUUUAUUAAAGUCCUGUAUGCAUGUUAUGAUUU